AAUAAAAUCCAAAAGUUUUUCUACGUAUAUUAUUUUUCCAUGUGAUUCACAAUAUUUAUUUAUCAUUCAGUGAUGUGGAAAUUUUAAAGCAUAUUCAGUUUGAUAAAUUCAUAAGAUUUUUAAUUUAAAAUGUUUUACAUUCUUCAAACAAUAUAUUUAGCUCCUCUGAUUUAUUCAUUGGAUGCAAAUAGAAAUUUUUACAUAGAUUCUUUAAGGAAAUAUGAAUACGAAGAUAUUUCCCAAAAUAAAGAUACAAUUUAUUCUAGCACUGUUCCACCUUUAACCGCUGUAUCAGUUGACAAAGUAAGUAGAAGACACUAUGAAAUAGUAAACGUUUUGUGGAGAAAAACAAAAAUCUUCUUAGAUGUUGAUGCGUUAACUACAAGCCAAGUAAUUCCAGCGAGUGAUCCAAGUUUAACUUCAAUACUGUAUACAUCAAAUCAAUGUAUAAACCAGAGUUCUGGCACUACUCCUAGUGGUAUUGAAUUUUAUUAUUUAGACAAAAUAGAAGAACUAAGAAAACAAAAAGAUAUAUCCAAUCAACUGACUGAUCAAGGAAAAGACCUUAAAGUUGAAAACAAACAGCAAAAUAACGCCGGAGAUAAAUUAAAAUCUCGAAUUAUAAGACGACCAAUAUUUGCUUUACAUUUGAAUAAUAAAAACAUUAAAGAAGAUAAUGUAGACUCUGCAAAUUUUUAUUUGAAUUUAAACAAGAAUUACAAAAACCUCGAUUCUAACGAAACCAAUCAAUUACGGAGUCUUAUGAAUAAUUCAGCAAUGCUAUCAAAUAAAAGGAUAGCAAGAAAUAAUAAUAAUGAUUCUCAAUGGUUCAGUAUAUUUUUUAAUGAUCCCCUUAAUAAACUGAUACGAACAAGCACAAAUACAACAGUAUUGACAACAGAAUCAACGACAAUAUAUGACAGGAUAAAGUUUUUUGAAAUGUAUGAUAAAAAUACCGAACCUUCGACAAAAAUUGUUGAAGAUUUUUUACCAAAUGUAAUAGCAGUAAGUUCUAAUAAUAAUUGCGAAAAUAAGACUCAAAUUGUAAAUAAUGAUUUAGAAAGUCAAAAUAUGUACGUACUAAAUAGUAUUCACAAUCCUGCACCUUUUUUAAAAGAACCCGGUAUCUUAUUGAAGAAAAUACAAACGAUUUUAAAUGGUACAUAUAAAACAAAAACCAAUGAAAAAUUAUCUCUAAAUGUAAAUGAACAGAAUGAAAUAAGCACCAGUUCUGCCGUAUGCAAAAGAACGCCAAAUGUUUGGUCUAAAUUUCCCUACAUAGCAGCUUAUAUUUAUGAACCUUUGUCUAUUUACUGCGACGCCGCAGCUAUAAACAGCUACUGGUUAAUAGCCGCAGGCUCGUGCCUGGCGCGACAUCACAAAAGGAACAUGGUGACCGAGAGGUCCGCUUACAUUUCCUACUGCAGCGACAAAUGGUGGGAAACAGAAUCUGUCGCCUACGUCCGACGCAGUUUGAUACAUCCGUCGUACAGUUACCGUGAUAGAACACGCCGACAUCAUUAUAAUAUAGGUACAAUAACGUCCUUUUAA
Messenger RNA from Papilio xuthus (Asian swallowtail), 1551 nucleotides. Its product is annotated as probable serine/threonine-protein kinase fhkE. The record is from RefSeq and is a predicted model, not a curated record. Lineage: Eukaryota; Metazoa; Arthropoda; Insecta; Lepidoptera; Papilionidae. The coding region runs from base 130 to 1551 and encodes 473 amino acids. The transcript has 2 exons.